CAGCGUCUUCUCGAUCUCCCAUACUCCAUACCUCCGUCUCGCAUGCAUCCCAUCUCGCCUCCCGUGUGCCUGUUGUCUCGCUGUCUCGUGUGUUGUCUUGCCCCGUCGCGCGCCCGCCAGAAUUACUGCGACCUCUCGCCUCGUACGUCCUCUGUCUCGUCAACUCAUUGGCCUCUAGUCUCGUCGUCUCGUUUCGCCAAUGCCCGCUCUCGUGUGAUGCUCUCGACGGUGCCGGCCGCAGCAACGUGUGCGCCUUCGCCUCCGUGUCGAAGACAGACGUCGGAGCGAUGUUUGUGCCUCUGGACAGUACCUCCCUCUCGACUCUCUGUCUCGCAUGCAUCCCGUCUCACGUUCACCGUGCCUGACAUCUCGCUGUUUUGUGUGUUGUCUUGCCUCGCCGUGCACCCGCCGUCACUGCGGCCUCUUGUCUCGUACGUCCUCCGUCUCAUUGGCCUCUAGCCUCGCCGUCUCGUGAGCCCUGUCCUCUCGCCAUCUCGCUUCGCCAAUGCCCGUUCGCGCACGAUGCGCUCGAUGGCGUCGGCCGCGGCAAUGUGUGCGCCCUGCGACGGACGUCUUGAGGGUGCGCAUGUUGUUCGCGCUGGGCAUUUCCUCAUCCAGCGUGUUAGCCUGUGCGGAUAUCGGUGUCGACGCCACUGACGCAGCGUCGCUCGAGCCCUGCACGCAGGGCCACCCGGAUCUCGCUCUGGGCGUGCUCAAGGAGGUCCUGCGCCUCCCGCUGCGCACUCUGAUGCUUGCUGAUCUUGC
This is a messenger RNA of Fomitopsis serialis, 765 nucleotides long. RefSeq lists its product as uncharacterized. The coding region runs from base 43 to 459 and encodes 138 amino acids. The transcript has a single exon. Lineage: Eukaryota; Fungi; Basidiomycota; Agaricomycetes; Polyporales; Fomitopsidaceae. The record is from RefSeq and is a predicted model, not a curated record.